AAUCCCUUUUGAGCUUUUGCCUCUUUACUUGCAAAUGGACGAAAAUCCAAGCAUCCGUUUCUUGCUUGUCCUCUGCAAUUAUCACAAGAAUCUUCAUCUCCUCCUGCCCAUUUCUGCUCUGCACUGUCCUCCUCUUCCUCAGUAGUGGGUUCCUCUUGAUUUCUUUUUCGAUUUUCAAGUCUGGGCUUCUCCUAUUUCCUCGAAAGAUCUCAUCUUUUUGUUCAUUCACAGGAAAGAAACAUAUGAUGCAGUGUAGAAGCGAUAAUGGAGGACACUACGACCCAAGAUAUCUUAAUGCGGGCAUUAUUGGCCUUCCAGGCCCAAUAACACAGGGUGAUAUCACACAGAGCGGCGGGCUUAGGUUUAAUCUGUGGUUUCCUCCAUCUAAUAUGGACUACUACAAUGUAGGUUAUCAGAAGGAAAUAUAUAGACAGAUGAUGCUAAAGCACGAAGCAACAUUCAAAUACCAGGUCUAUGAGCUACAUCGUGUGUAUGGAAGACAAAAGGAGUUGAUGGAGGAGAUUAGAAAGAGAGAAAUGUUGAAUCAAAAUUUAAAAGCAUAUCCCUUUUCUGGAAUAAGGUCCGACUACUUCUUGCCUUCUGGUGGUAAUCACACCACCCAAACUAAGCCAUAUGCACCAAGUGCUCAUUUGUUCCAAGAACCUUACUUUCCACAAUCACAUCCCGGCCAUUAUCCGGCAAAAGAUGUUACUAUAAGAGAACACGAACUGUCAGCAUCUCACAUCAACACGCCCCGGAAGAGAAAGCUGGAUCUUGAACUUCCUGCUUAUGAGUACAUUGAUAGUGAUGAUGAAAAUGCCUUUCAGGAACCUCAGAUGCCCAAACCAGAACAGCCAUUUGAUUCAAAAAUUGAAUCUUUCUCCUCUGGAAAUGCCAAAGUCUUGUUUGACUUGAAUUCACCUGCGCAAGCAGAUGAAUCAGGCGCUGGGCAAGAUCCUCCUGCAAGCUUUACAGUUUCAGAUAGAAGAAAUCUACCAAAAGUUGUUGACUUGAAUAUGCUUCCUGCGGACUUUUCAUCAAAUGAAGAAUGUUCGGGCCAUACCCAUAUUUGUAAUGAAAAGUCCAUGAUCAACUUGAAUUCCUGCUUAGACGAAGAGCGUAUAUUACUCUUACCACCCCCUCCUGAUCAAAGUGACACAAAUGAUCCUGCAAGACAAAGUGGUUUAGAAGCACCUGUUAGCCCGGAAAAUAAAGAGUGCUCUCCACCCAGAGGAGAUUCUGAGGAUAACCAACUUGAAGCUGGGAUCCAGGAAGAAGAAGAACAAGAAGACAGGGUCGCAGCUGAUACACUAUUUGUUCUUGCAUCAUCCGGAAACCAAAGGUGCUCAACGACGACAGUCACUGAGCAAAACGAAACCUUCAAUGAAAGCCUUGUUUGGUUUGCAGGAAUUGCAACUUCGACUCGAAGUGGUGGCGGGAGAGGGAGUAGGAAUAGGAGCUCCAAGGCAUUGGAGAGGACAGUGUGCUUGGCUGUUUGGGGGAAGACAAAAAAGCGCAAAAUCGCCCGAGUUGCUCGAUCUGUUGUUUAUUCUCAUCUUUAGCUCAAUUCUUUCGAAAAUAGCUGAAUUUCCCAACAAAUUAUAUUCCCUAUCUCAUUAUCCUUAAUUAUUGUGAUUGGAUGAACGAUCAAAGGAGGUGGGGAAAUUGUGAAAAGCCAAGUUAGUGUGAAGAAAAAUGUUAUGAUGUG
This is a messenger RNA of Cuscuta campestris, 1708 nucleotides long. The record is from the annotation of a GenBank genome assembly. Lineage: Eukaryota; Viridiplantae; Streptophyta; Magnoliopsida; Solanales; Convolvulaceae.